Acanthoscelides obtectus is the source of this 4448-nucleotide messenger RNA. The record is from the annotation of a GenBank genome assembly. NCBI's taxonomy places the organism in Eukaryota, Metazoa, Arthropoda, Insecta, Coleoptera, Chrysomelidae.
CAUUAAUUAACGCAUCCUAAAUAUUCCGAUUGAUGUGUAGUUAAUGAUAAGUACGAGUACGAUAACUCGACAGCAAAACAAUUUUUCAUUCUCAGGCAGUUAAGGCAAGAUCCUCAUUAUCUCAAAUAACCUUUAACACAAGCAUACAGAGCUUAUACAGGGUCCAUACAUGCGGAGUGCCCAGUGCUAUGUCCCUAUUGAUAGACUUCGACUGCAUUUUGUUCCAUUGGAAAGAGUACAAUGAGUACGGAGAUGAGUACCUAGUUAUUUGUUCGCUCUAUGAUGGGCCAGUUACGAUACGAUUCUGCAAUUUAGUUAGUUAAAGUUUUUAUUAGUACUCUACAGACCGCGCUUUCGGGCUGAUUCAGAUUCAACAGUGGAGUUAUGUGUGAUUUUUUUUGGUUACAUGCGUUGUGAGGGCGUUCCCAAAUGGAAGGCAAGCUCAUAUGUUUGGUUUUGGUGAUGGCCAUGAACGUUCAGACCCCCUGGAGCUCUACAGUGGACUGUCGCAGAGAGGUGAGAUGUAGGAUCAGCUACACCCAUAGAAUGAAGGCUGCAGAUUGCUUCAGGAAAGAGUUCAAGGAGUUUCCUAAGUGUUUGCCUACUGAUAUAGAGGUCCUUGAACUUACUUACAACCGGAUCAGGACAAUCACGAGAGAUGACCUGAGCAAGUUCAGCUACCUGAAGUUCCUGUACUUACAAGACAACCUAAUCACAGAGCUUGAUGAUGACGUAUUCAGUGACAUGGACGAACUGAUGACUUUGGACAUAUCCAUUAACGCUCUGAGGAAUAUUCCUGCCACUGUCUUCCAGUUGCCCUCUUUGAAGACUCUUUACUUGAGCCAGAAUCGCAACAUCAACAUCAUAGAUGCUCUAGAAGGAGUAAAACCCAUCAACAGUCCUUUGACCCAAGUAGACAUCAGCUACACAACUCCAAAGGACGACGUGGUUGAGUUUCCAGAUUUUGGACCAAUGCCUUUUUUGGCAUCUUUGAACAUAUCAGGAAAUCAGUAUUAUUCUGUAAAGCCAAAGCAUUUCGUCGGAUUGUGCAGAUUGCAAAAGUUGGUUACAGAUAAUGUGACAAUUGAUUUUGAUACCGUUUGUGACUGUUGGACCGUCAAUAAGUGGUUAAUGGACAUGGAAGUUAGGUUUACACCUUUCCAUUGCAGUGGAUCGAGAAACAAGUGUGUUGACAUAACCAUUGCAGAAGAAGACCUGAAGGUGUUCAAGCAAUGUAACGCCGUUAUCGAAGAAAUCCAAAGACAACAUAAGAUGUACCAGCUUUCCGUAGGCUUGAUAGCAUUCUUCAUAAUACUGCUCUUGUCCAUAACACUAUAUUUUACAGUGUUUAGAAAGCAUUUUAAGAAUCGCUGCUGCAGGAAUAAGUCGAAAAAGGGCAAUGCUAAGCGCGAAUCUAUCCCGGCAAACUCUACGUUGUUAACCAACAUACCAAAGAGUGUGCCAAAUGAAUACGUAUUGUGAUACCUUCAACGAAAUAUAGUUAUAGAAGUUUUGAGCUCUUAUGAUGUGGGUACAUGUUUACAGCACAAACAUAAUCAGAAAGUACUUGAAGUAACGAACGCACAAACUUUUAGGGCUGACAGUUGAUAUAGGUAGGUAAAAUCAAAAUUAUGAGGCAUACAUUUAAUAUAUUUUGAAAGAGAGAGGCCUUGUUGUAUAUGAGGCUUCCUUAUUUAUAUACGUAUAUAUUAUACUAUAAUUUUGCAGGAUGUUAAUCCGCCUCCUUCAAUCUGACCAAUAAACUUUUCAGAAAAUGUAAAACACAUUUAAAAAGACUACAUUGUCGACCACACUUUCUUUCGAUUUUGUUGGCCUUGAGAUGUGUGACCUUUCUUAUUAGUCAAUUGAAAAGAUGGAUCAGAGAGUUAAAGACAACUACCUCUGUAAAAGAAUUCACUCAAAAUACGUGACACCUAACAACACUCACAAGCUACGCGUAGAUGAAUAUGUUUAAAUCAAAUUCUUACAAAUGCUUAACAUAUUUUAUUAUUGUAUACAGUGUGUCCCAGAUUUGCUUCUCUAUACAGGGAUCUCGGCUCCUGUUAUACCUACAGCAAAGGUUAAAUGGGGAAAGUUUUAGAGGAAUCUUAGUACUUUUGACAGCCGGCUUCGUAUUCACGAUCGGUCCAUUGGUUUUGAAAAUAUCAGCGAAAAACUGAAAAUGGUGGAAUUUGUUUUCUGCCAGCAAAUCCAAAACGGUUAAUUUGACAGCUGUUAAAAUGUGACAUUAUUCGGACAUGUCUCAGUUUUCCAACAACCCGCCUCAACUUCCAUUUUUCUUAUUAUGGCCGCCAUAUUGGAUUUUUGAAUUUUUGAAAAGAGUGAUGUCUCACGAGUGCAUAAAGAAUGCAGUAUCACCAAAAAAUCAUCACACGUAAAGUUAUGUAUUGUUUUUUUUCUAAGGAUUCCAUGAUUUAUUUGUCAGAAACAUUAAUGAGUAAGGCAUAAAAAAGAUCGCUCUCUAGAUAGAUUAAAUUGUGUCACCAAAACCACUGCGAAAAAAUGUCGUCAAGUAGAUUGACUCUAUACUUCCUCCUCCUCCUCCGAUAAUAUUCAAACUUCGGUUCACAAGUCUCCUGUUGUCUAAAGAUAUCUGCAUCACACAAGUCCGUAUUUCUCAUUUAUUUCGAUGUGUCAGUUCAUGUCUGUUGUAUAAUAAAACGUCAUAAGUAUUGAGUCGAACUACUUGACGAAAUAUUCAGAGAACCAUCAAUAGAUGGAGUAGCACAAAUUAAAGGCUAGACAGUACAAAUUGAUGGAAAUCAAAAAUACGAUUUAAUCGAAAAAAUCAUAUUCUCUCUAAAAACAAUCGUGUUUUUGCAACACUAAAUAGGUGCAAAAGAUAUUUACCUCGAAAUAAAAAUCUGUACGAGUUAAAUCGAAUUUUUUCCACUGCUCUUAUCGGCAGAAAUGGCUGAUUUGUAAUGGAUGCGAGUAUUGUUUGCAAAAUAUAGCUGCAAAAUGCAAAUAAAUAAGAAACACAUUAAAUCCACCAAUACAAAUCGAAGAGUUUAUUUCUGCCCACUUCUCUCGCGAAACAGAAAAAACUCGUUGGAACGCUCUUAUCAGCAAACAGAAUUAGUCCCACAAAAAAUGUUUUAACGCUGAUUGGUCAACCAAUACGAUUAACGUCUGCAGAAUAUUUUAUUCCAUGGACGCUCUGCUAGGUGUACGGCUUGUAGGCGGGUCUUUCGUGGUUUUUUAUUUCUCACAAGAUAUUAUUGGUUAUUUAGAAUGCACUUUGCUUGCUAUCAUGUAGGAAACGUUGGGAUAGGAUUUUCAAAAUACGCUGACAGUGGAGAUUUUGGUAUUUGUCGCGACAGUUGAUUAUCAUAGUAUGUGUUUUCUUUCUAUAUUGUGGUUCAUAAUUAUGUGAUGCUGAGAGACUGGAUUCACAUUCGUAUAUAGACAGUUCUAAAAUGUGUACGCUCAAAAUAAAACCAUUAUUUGGACGUAGAGAAUGAACUAGCGCAUAUUUUCAAGAUGAAUCUUAGUUCAAGGGACGAUUUAACAUGUUGGCAAUGCGGCAGUGUCGCGUCAGCAUUGCUGUGCAACGCGGUGAUGAGCUUUGCUAUCCAUUUCUAUCUCUGUCUAACAUAUGACACACUUCUCUCUCAUACCUGUUGAACUCAAGCCGUCAGACAAGUUUGGUUUUCCCUGUAUACGGUGUGUCCCAGAUUCGCUUGUCUAUACAGGGAUCUCGACUCCUGUUAUACCUACAGCAAAGGGAAGUAUUAGAGGAAACUUAGUGCUUUCAGUCUAUUCAUUCUGAAAAUAUCAGCGAAAAAUCGAUAUUAACGUUAAUAUUAUAUUGAAAACUCAAGACGUUUAUGUGUUGUAUGCCUUACUCAUUAAUUUUAUUUUCUGACAAAUAAAUCAUGGCCACCUUAGAAAAAUAUUAAUACAUAUCGUUACGUGUGAUGAUAUUUCGAUGACACUCCAAUCUUUUAUGCAAUUGUGAGACAUCACUAGGCUGGACAUUUUACGCUGUUUUCAAAAAUCGAAAAAUCCAAUAGGGAGGCAUAGAGACAACUGGAGACUGUGAAACUUAUAUUAAUGGCAGCUACAGACUUUUUAUGGUAAAUAUUGUUCGACGUUGACAGUGACAUGUCACGCAACUGAUGGAAAAUAGUGACAUUUGUAGGAACCUUGUACCUUAAAGCGAAAUUUCUUACCAUUUUGUCAAUUGUCUGCAAAUAGUACUAGCUAAAUUGUUAAAUUAUUAAACGUUUGUUGAGUUUAAAAUGUUUUGGCGAUAAAAAAUGUGCUGCAAACUGUCGUAUUCCACUGAUUAGGAGUCCUAUACUGAUAGUAUUGAAUUGUUGACAAGCGUAAAGCAUAGCUUUGCGUCUCCUAUAUUUAGUUAAGUUUGUGAUAUUUCAUGUUUUAUAACUUUUAUACAUAAAUAAAGAAUUUUAUGAAAACCA